Tribolium castaneum (red flour beetle) is the source of this 1821-nucleotide messenger RNA. It is a transcript of the gene dgt1, whose product is annotated as dim gamma-tubulin 1. The coding region runs from base 107 to 1756 and encodes 549 amino acids. NCBI's taxonomy places the organism in Eukaryota, Metazoa, Arthropoda, Insecta, Coleoptera, Tenebrionidae. The record is from RefSeq and is a predicted model, not a curated record. Gene Ontology annotation, cellular component: NSL complex. The transcript is spliced from 8 exons.
CGAAUUAUUACUUAAAGUUUACUAAACGCUUUUGGAAAGUUUUUCGCGCGAAAGAGGUAGUUCUUUAACAAAUUAAAAUAUACAUACACAAAGUUGUUGGAAUUUGAUGUUAUUUCACUCAGAGAUGGCCGACCAACCGCGGAUGCAGUUUCCGGAAAAACAACUCAAAACCAACCAUGCCCCUUCAACGACUGCAGAAAAAGACGUCGCCGCCCUCAAAGCCGAGCUAGAAAUCGAGCUCAAGAACAAAAAGCAAUGCACAUACAAACCGUACGAAUGCACCCAACUCACCCUCGACGGGUUCAAUUACUGCCUCAAACACAUCCUCCAAGACAAGGCAGCCCCCUACAGACAGUGCUCGUACAUUUACGCCAGUAACGGGAAACGCUGCCAGCUGGCAGCCCCCAAAAUCGAAAAGAAAGACUGCGGCUACUGUAACGAUCACGCAGUUAAAGUCACACUUGAGAAAAACAGGCAGAACUCGAGGCUUCAGCCGCCACAAACCGCAGAAGUCCUGAUAUAUUCGUUGGGACAUUACUUGAAGAAGCCCAGAAAUCGGGCAACUUCUGGUAGUGGAGAGGAGGCAGAGAGGGCCCUUCUGGAGGAGGCUGAAGCCAAGAGCACCAAGUGCUUGGACCCGUUCCGUGAUAUUGACGCCAAUGCCUUGUAUAACUCCACUUGUAACAACGUUUUGGACUUCUGUAGUGAGUCUGAUAGCGAUGUUGAGGCUUCAACGUUCGCGUCAGUGUGGCAUGAUGCACAGAAUGACAGUUCCGAUAACGAAAGUGUUGAUUCAGACCAGGAGGACGUUUUAAAGCACGCGAAUGUGUACACAGCUGAAGAAAUCAGUUCAAUUACGAGAGAAAAGUUAAUCAAGCUUCAGUCGUUAUACAUUGAGCAAUAUCGUCAUUUGCAGCAUGUCUUUAAGGAAUGCAAAAGAAAAUAUGUUUAUAAUUUAAGGAGGGAAAAGGAAACUUGCUGCAAUAUUUAUAACCAGAUCCGUGAAAAUCCCAAAGAACAGCGGCUUUACAAAAAACUCAAAGCGCUAAAUAAGUACCACAAACCGCACGGAGUUGAAGCGAUACUUCAUAAAAGAGAGCAUGAUUCACGCGCUAAGAUUACAGAUGGCAUGUUCUCCAAAGCGCCAGGUUACUCGCGGUGUUUGUUUACAGAAGGUGGGGUCAAGUGUGGGGAGAGAACUCUGCCUCUGGCUAGACAUUGCAGGAAACAUAUUUUAGAAGAUCAAAAUCAAGUAUUAUUCAGGCCGUGCGGUAAGAAGAGAGCGGAUGUAGAAUGUAAAACACCAGUUGAGGCGAUUUUUGAGGACAGUUGCUGCAACUUGCAUAUGGACAUACCUCCAAUUAAAUCAUAUGCGCAAUUAAGGAAAAAUUCUGAAUCCGACUUUGAGGAUUCCUUUGAAUCUCCCGAAAACAUGUUGAUGGAAGCGGUGUCAGAGUCCGACAACGUGAAGACAGAAUUUAUAGACUACGGCCCCAACUUGGAAGAAAUGAAGACCUUGCCGUCUGUUUUAUUUGAAGAGUCCAGCAUGGACGCUAGUAUUAAAAACGAAGACACGGAGAACGAAAAACCGGAUGAAGAUGUACAAAUCGACGUAGACGACGAACCUAGUCCCGAAGGAAAACUAGAAAUUGAUAUACCUGAAGAAGAUACCAAUGAUAUUAGAAUCGAAGAUAAGAUGGAAGAAGACAGUUCGCAGGAUAAACCCGCCCCGGAGCCCCCAGUUACUGAUAAUUAGUUUUAAGUUCCAAGUAUUAUUUUUUGUUACACGUUUUGUAUUCGCAAUAAAGCCAUUUGAAUUAA